AUGCCCGAAAGCAAGUCUAAAGGUCGGAGCAGUCGAUCUCGGGCAUCCCCUGCGAAAAAGACGGAGCCCAAGAAGAAGCGUCGUACGAGUAGUACUACUAGCAAGAAAUCCAAAGAAGCUGCCUCUCGUGCCACAACCACCGCGAGUACUCCAGCCCCAUCGGCCGUGUUGAUUGUGGACAAUGGCGGUGACAAACUCAAGUACGGAUGGAUGACUCCAAAUGCUGAUGCUGCUACUACUCCUCAGUACCUGCCCAACGUAACGGCCCGAUUGAAACAUCAAUUGACGAUUCUGGUAGGCGAUCAAGUGGAAGAAACGGCAGAACGAAAUCCCAGUCAAAUGUACGCCAUUACCCGAUCGACCGAACGAGGCAUUGUCACACAUCUCGGCAAUCAAGUCCAAGUAUGGAAACGCAUGUUGGAUUUGCUGGGGGUUGUCAUUCCACCUCCUCUUUUGGAUCAUGGUGAAGCAUCCAAAGCGUUUGGAUGGAAAGUCACGCAUCGGCGGAAACAACAACCUCAACAAUCACAACAGCAGCAAACAACACAACGAAUUCCAGCCGUGUCAUUGGCCGUUCUCUUGUUGGUGCCACCCCAUUGUCCUCGACUAGUCUUGGAUCAAAUUAUGCAUGUUUGGAUGGAAGAUUUUGGAGUCUCGCAUGUCGGAUUUGCCACUUCUCAAAUGUGUGCCACACAACCCCACGCCAAAUUUCAAACGGGCUGUCUGGUAGAUGUGGGAUGGAGUGCCACGCAUGUCGUUCCCACAUUUCAAAACAUGCCACAACAGAAUGCCAUUCGACGCAUGCCACUGGGAGGACGUCAUUUGGUCAACAUUUGGAAGUACUAUGCCAGUUAUCGACAAUACAAUCUCAUGGAUCAAGAAUGGAUCCUGCGCGAUGUGGUUCGACAAUUGGCCUACAUUUCCUUGGAUUUUCAAAAAGAACUACAGCUAGCACAAUCCACACUCCCUGGGAGACGGUCGUUUGAUCGCAAUUUUGUACUCCCCGAUUAUCAAACCACCUUUCGGGGACAAGUGGAACUCACGGACUUUGCCAAGUAUCAAUUGGAACAAGAAGAAGAGAAACGAAAGAAGAAGGAACAAGAAGAAAACAAUGCUCAACAACAACAGCAAGAAGCAGAUGACGAGUCGGAGGAUGAUGAUGAAGAUUUCAAUGACGACCAACCAGCACAAGAAGAUGACAAUGCACAAAAAGACGAAGUAAAAAAGAUGGACGAAGACGAAAACAGCCCAGAUGGAGAGGACGCCGAGAAGGACCGCCAAACGUCCAAAAAGACGAAAAAGAAGAAAAAGAGCCGCAAGAAACGUCGUGGCAAGAGGAAACGGGACCAAGAGGACGACGAUGAUGAUGACGAGGAGGAAGAAGAGGAUGAAGACGACAAUAAACAGCUCUUGCGACAACGAUUGUUGCGUCAACAGCAAGAAGAAGAACGGAGACGACGAGAACUCGAAGCCGAACAGCAAGUGCUCUCGGUAUCGGUGGAACGAUUCACCGUCCCAGAAGUCUUGUUUCGUCCCUCGGAUGCCAAUUUGCCCGUGGAACUGGCAGGGCUGCCUCAUUUGAUUCUGCAAAGCAUCAAGGCGUGUCCGUCGUUUUUGCAGCCGGCACUGUACCGGUCCAUUCACAUUACGGGAGGACUCUCGCAAUUGCCCAAUUUACAGCCACGGCUGGAACAAGAGUUGCGCACACUCAUUCCCAAUGAAUUGGAAAUGAAGGUGACGCUGUCGGAACAUCCUGUGGAUGGGGCAUGGUUGGGAGCCAGAGAUUGGAUUCGAGAAAAGCCGUAUACACAGUGGAGUGUCAGUCGAGACGAAUGGGAAGCCAGUCAAAAACGAAAGGCUUGGAUCAAGCUGCUCACGGUAAAUGGGGGUGCCUUGGUGUAG
Messenger RNA from Seminavis robusta, 1902 nucleotides. Lineage: Eukaryota; Bacillariophyta; Bacillariophyceae; Naviculales; Naviculaceae. The record is from the annotation of a GenBank genome assembly.